CUGGGGAGUCCGUGCUUCCAACCAAUCCAAGUUCUCGCACAUUGUUUGCUACCACAGCACCAAACUCUAAGAGAGUGUCAUUGACUCUUCGCGAUGGACCCUCUUCAAGGCUGGCUCCUGCUUGUGGGGGGCUAGUUGGUGGAAGGAAUACAUUACACCUCGAAACGCCACCUUGGGCUUGGUCCAAGGUCUUGUCCGUCACAUUGACCCUUUGCCGCUUGAAGAGUCAAGUGGUGACUCUCAGGAUAUGCCAGCACAAGGCCCGACCUCUGUUGAUAUAACUGGAUCUUCAGACGCGCCCGCCUCGGAGCCACCAACCGCGGAACAACGUCCGCCAGAAGAUCCUGGGCCUGGCCCAAGUUCACACCCUGAACCAUCCCCGGAACCAGAUCCGAACCAGCCCAUCGAAGUUGAUAGGUCCGCAGACUUAGAUUCUGCCUAUGGAGAAUCAAUACAUAGCGACUUAACGUCAUUGGCGUCCAGCAUUACUCGAGGUGUCUGGGAAUAUGGCCGGCGAUACCAUUCUUAUGGUCGAUCCCAGUACGCUUUCCCAAAUGACGAUGCCGAAGCCGAACGACUAGAUAUGCAGCAUGCCAUGCAGACACACCUGCUGGGCGAUCGACUGUUCUGGGCCCCAAUCAACCCCAACCCGGCCAGAGUCCUAGAUCUCGGAACUGGCACAGGUAUCUGGGCCAUUGAAUUUGCCGACAUGUUCCCUUCUGCUGUGGUCACGGGCACCGACCUGAGUCCCAUCCAACCCGAGUGGGUGCCUCCAAAUUGCAGCUUUGAGAUUGAUGAUGCAGAGGCUGAGUGGACAUGGGAUGAGGGUACAUUUGACUAUAUUCAUAACCGCAAUUUCGUCUGCGCAAUCCGAGACUGGCCGAAACUCAUUCGUCAAUGUUACCAGUUUGUCAAGCCUGGUGGGUGGGUAGAGUGGCACGAAAAACACCCCUAUCUCCUCAGUGAUGACGGGUCUCUCCCAAAGGAUUCAGCGCUUUUCCAAUGGGGAGCCAAAUUUUUCGAAGCUAGCAUUCAAUUCGGAACGGACGCCCGUUCGCCGCAACAUUUGAAACGGCUGAUGGAGGAGGCCGGGUUCGUGGACGUUCAAGAACACAUCCUUAAACUCCCCGUCGGAUCGUGGCCGAAAGACCAGCGACUCAAGGAGGUGGGCUUGUUCGAGACCGUCAACAUGACCGAGGGAAUUCAAGGGUUGACCAUCAUGCUCUUCACACGUUGUCUGCACUGGACUGCUGCCGAGGUCGAAUCGUUUCUCUUGGAAGUCCGCAGGGACGUCAAGAACCGGGCUAUUCACAGCUACUAUCAUUUCUAUGUGGUCUUUGGGCGAAGACCGGAGUAACCAGAUUUACCACAACUUCUUGCACAAGAUUGUUCAAGCGGCUCACAGGACCAAAGCAGACUGCUCUCUUUUCUUUCAUUCUUAAGAGGAUUUCCCUGAAACCAGCAUGGUCUUUUAACUCGGGCAGGUAGGGCUUAAUGCGGAUCAGGAAAUACGAUCUCCAUUUAUAUGACCAUAGAGCACAAUCAAGCAGAAUGGGACGACGUAAUAAGUUUGGGGGACGAGGCUAAACGUUUGCUCCGCAACGGAUUUCUAUACCACUUCGACCUUCAGGCACAGCGCCAGGGUCUAGCAGGUGAUAACAUAGUCAGAUCGUAGUAGUGGGAACGUGUAAGGGUAAAGAAGUCUAG
Cladophialophora immunda is the source of this 1707-nucleotide messenger RNA. RefSeq lists its product as uncharacterized. The transcript is spliced from 7 exons. The record is from RefSeq and is a predicted model, not a curated record. Gene Ontology annotation, molecular function: methyltransferase activity. Lineage: Eukaryota; Fungi; Ascomycota; Eurotiomycetes; Chaetothyriales; Herpotrichiellaceae. The coding region runs from base 248 to 1357 and encodes 369 amino acids.